This is a messenger RNA of Neospora caninum, 633 nucleotides long. RefSeq lists its product as hypothetical. Gene Ontology annotation, molecular function: GTP binding; GTPase activity. The transcript is spliced from 7 exons. NCBI's taxonomy places the organism in Eukaryota, Apicomplexa, Conoidasida, Eucoccidiorida, Sarcocystidae. Bases 1 to 633 code for a protein of 210 amino acids. The record is from RefSeq and is a predicted model, not a curated record.
AUGCCGCCCAAGAAGAAGGCUCUUCUGAAAGUUAUCAUCCUCGGGGACAGUGGGGUCGGAAAGACCUCGCUGAUGAACCAGUAUGUGAACAAGAAAUUCUCCAACCAGUACAAAGCAACGAUUGGAGCAGAUUUCCUCACCAAGGAUGUGGUCAUCGACGACAAGGAGGUGACGGUGCAAAUUUGGGACACUGCCGGACAAGAACGGUUUCAGAGUCUCGGCGUCGCCUUCUACCGCGGCGCAGAUUGCUGCGUCCUCGUCUUCGACGUGACAAACCCAAAGUCUUUCGAGAGUCUUCAGUCGUGGAAAGAAGAAUUCCUCAUCCAGUCCUCUCCAGCAGACCCAGACUCCUUCCCCUUCGUCGUCGUGGGCAACAAAGUCGAUGAACGCGAGAAGCGCAGAGUGUCGUCGAGUAAGGCCGAGGCGUUCUGCCGCCAAAGCGGAAACGACAUUCCCUACUUCGAGACGAGUGCCAAGACGGCAACGAACGUCCACCUCGCUUUCGAAGAAAUUGCAAAGCGCGCGAUGCUCCAGGAGAAACAGCAAGAGCAAAUUUACCUCCCGGAAACACUGACGCUGUCGAAUCCCGACAUCCGACCAGCCCCCAUCGACAGCAGCGGAGGCUGCUGCUGA